Lactuca sativa (garden lettuce) is the source of this 558-nucleotide messenger RNA. RefSeq lists its product as uncharacterized. The record is from RefSeq and is a predicted model, not a curated record. NCBI's taxonomy places the organism in Eukaryota, Viridiplantae, Streptophyta, Magnoliopsida, Asterales, Asteraceae.
UAGUUUUUUUUUUCUAACUCUAUAUAGAGAAAAGCAACAUGAAAGGUGAAUUAUAUUGAGGGUUGGAAGAAGAGUCACUAUAAAGAAGGUCGUGGAUGGUGCAACAUGCAAGCACAACAAGAUUGGGUUAAAAUUGAAAAUGAGUAUAAGAAAAUGUUGGACGAGGUUGGUGGCGAUGAAUCAAAAGUCAAACAGCUAGAAUGCUUGGCUCGUGUACUUGGAGAAAGGAGAGGUCAUACACGGAGUGUUGGUCGAAAAGUGAAAAAUAUAGCACCUUAUAAUAUCCCAGCUCCUUCAACAAAUAAUGUAGACCUCAAUGCAUUUGCUCUUCAGUUGACUCAACAAUUGAGUCAACAGUUUAAUCAACAAAUGCAACAAAUGUUCAUGUCUCAAAAUCCAAACACCCAACCUCCACCGCCGGUUCAAUUCAAUAUUGAUCUCUCACAGGUACAACUUCCAAACAGACAAGUGAUAUAUAAUGAUGAUGCUCAAAGUGAUGAUGCUCAAAGUGAUGAUGAUCAAAGUACCGAUUCGCAAACUUCUAGUGGAUCAGAUUAA